This is a messenger RNA of Penaeus vannamei (Pacific white shrimp), 2099 nucleotides long. The record is from RefSeq and is a predicted model, not a curated record. NCBI's taxonomy places the organism in Eukaryota, Metazoa, Arthropoda, Malacostraca, Decapoda, Penaeidae.
CCAGCUCAGUGUGAGACUAACCGUGGUGGUGGGCGGAUGCAGCGCGGCGCUCUCUCCGCUAGGUGUAUGUGGCGUGCAAGGCAGUGUUAACGGCAGGGCUGGACAGCCUCUGUUUUGUGCUUUGAGAAGUGUUGCAAGAUAAGCGUGUGCUUAGACAAAGAGGGCUGACAGGCACAUAUGGUGCAGCCGCGAGCCAGAGGAGGAACCUCUCUCGCCCUCUCUCCUUUCCCCGUGGACGGUCGGAAAGGUGGGGGUUCGUCGCCGGAGGGAGGGGUUGAAGGCCCCCUCGCCCCCUGGCUGCGUCUGUUGCCGUCGAGGCCUAGCCAGGACACCGCAGCCCCUCUGCCUGGACGAGGGGCGAGCCGACGCACCCUCAGGAUACACACUCGCCCCUGCCCUCAUCCUGUCGCGCUGAGGGGAGGGACGCGGGUGGCGCGGUGCAGAAGGACCCAGGUGCGGCGAGGAUGAGGGCGCACCUCCGCAACUCAUGGUGGGCGACAUGAUCAGCGUGAUCGACAUGCCGCCGCCGGAGGAGUCCAUCUGGUGGAGGGGCAAGAGAGGGUUCCAGGUCGGGUUCUUCCCUUGCGAGUGCGUGCAGGUCAUCGGUGAUAAGGUUCCACAAACGAUCCAGCCACAGACCCUGACCUUGCCCCCUGCGCGGACUCAGCCUCCUCUGGCCUCAGGACACCAGCACCACACGCUCCACUCAGGCACUCAAGCCCCUACCAAGCCAGUGCUUAGAAAGCACGGCAAACUCAUCGCUUUCUUUAGGAGCUUCAUUCUAUCUAGACCAUCGCGGAGGAAGCUGAAGCAAUCUGGUAUCUUACGAGAGAGGGUGUUUGGCUGUGACCUGGGAGAGCACCUCCUCAACUCGGGCCAUGAGAUUCCAAUGGUGCUGCGCUGUUGUGCAGAGUUCUUAGAAGGCCAUGGCAUUGUGGAUGGCAUUUACAGGUUAUCGGGUAUAACAUCUAAUAUCCAGAAACUAAGAAAUGCUUUUGACGAGGACAGAAUACCUGAUCUGUAUGGAGAUGAAAGUAUCUUACAAGACAUCCACUGUGUAUCGUCUGUGCUCAAAAUGUAUUUCCGAGAACUGCCAAACCCUUUGUUGACUUAUCAAUUAUAUGAGAAGUUUGUGGCAGCUGUCAUGCAGGAUGAGGACAUCAGAUUAUUAUAUUUAAGAGAUGUAGUUCAGCAAUUGCCUCCCCCGCAUUAUAGAACUCUGGAAUACCUUGUGCAACAUUUGGCAAGAGUAGCGGCACACAGCUGUGAGACGGGCAUGACGCCAAAAAACAUUGCUAUUGUGUGGGCCCCAAACCUCCUCCGGUCAAAGGAUCUUGACAUGGGUGGUGUUGCAGCUCUUCAGGAUGUAGGAACACAGGCUGUAGUGACAGAGUAUUUGGUGCGCUAUGUAGAUCUUAUCUUCAACGACAAGAUCCCAACCUUCUCGCAUUCCACAAACGGUGUGGAAGGAACGCCGAAGAAGUCUCGCCCCAAGUCGCUGGCCAUUUCCACCCCAACCAAGUUGAUUUCAAUAGAAGAGGCAAGGUCAAGAGCCCUGAACACAGCCAUAAAACAAGAUCAGAAGUACAUAGAUGUUGGAGGAGGGCCACAGAAUUUGCCCCCCAAGUAUCACACUGUGAUUGAGCUUCCUAGUCGUAAAGGUGGCAGUCUCAAGCAGAAAAAAUCACCAUCAGGCUGGAAGAGUAUCUUCAGCAAGGGCCGCAGCAUGCACAAGCAUCAGAGGAAAGCCUCCACUCCUAGUGAUAUUCACCUCAAUAUCUCGAUACUCUCUGGAAUACCUCAAGGCAUCUUUUAGCACUGGCAUACAGCAGUGGCAGCCUCAUAUGUUUAUGAAUAACUGCUCCAUAUGACAGCAGAAUAUCUCCAGUAGGCUCAAAUUCAGAAAUUUCAAAGCUAGUCAAAGAUAAAAUCAUAGAUUUCUGAUGAGGUUUUAACCUUUUUUCCAUCCCCAUGCAAAAUUAGUUAAGGAUUCCUGAAUGAAUUUGGGCUACAAUUUUAAAUCGGCCCCUCUAUCAAAACCUGAUGUUGUAUUUAGUCUUGGCUUUGUUGCUAAGUAUCCUGGUCCUUUGUUAACCUGU